This is a messenger RNA of Ooceraea biroi (clonal raider ant), 7795 nucleotides long. It is a transcript of the gene Inx3, whose product is annotated as innexin 3. Gene Ontology annotation, cellular component: plasma membrane; gap junction. Gene Ontology annotation, biological process: phototransduction. Lineage: Eukaryota; Metazoa; Arthropoda; Insecta; Hymenoptera; Formicidae. The record is from RefSeq and is a predicted model, not a curated record. Gene Ontology annotation, molecular function: gap junction channel activity.
GCAUAUUUUUCUUUUAAUUCUGUGUACGUCCGCAGCAUCCCAUUAGUCAUAUUCUGCAUCUUUUAUACAUGUAUGUACAUUGUAUUUUUUCUAUUUUAGUUGUAUUUUGCAUGUUACGCAAGUGCUUUUAUAAAUACUCUUUCAAAUUUAUAAAUGUAGAUCGAUAUCGAAAGUUCAAAAAUCAACUCGAGUUCCCGAUGACUUAAUCACGAUAAAAUUUGUGAUACCAAUAUUUCUUAUGCUCGGGACUAUGACCGCUAGAAGAGAACCGUGUAAAAUCGCCUUUACCGGGAAGAAGCGCCGACGAAGUGGUUACGCAGACGGGAGUUCCCUUACAACCGCGUUACCCGAAGAAGGCAACCGGGAGGUGCACAGCGAAAAAGAGAAUGAGGCUGAGAGAGAGAGAGAGAGAGAGAGAGAGAGAGAGAGAGAGAGAGAGAGAGAGAGAGAGACAGGAAGAGAAAAACGAUCGCGAAAGUCGACGGCAAGAGAACGAACUAUCGACAAAGACGGGCAGAAACAAAGACGAAGGGACGGCGAGAUGUGCUCUUAGGCCGCGAGGCAUACUCAUUAGAAAUAAUAAUUGCCGGGAGACGCGGAUAAUGAAUGUUGCCGCCGCGUAGUUCGACAUUCGCUGCCGUUAACGGGGAAGUAACUUAACUACGACGGACAACCGGCAAUUAGGUAAACGGAAUAUAUACUCGGCUUGCGCGCUGAUAACGACGUCGUCAGUCGUCCUCGUCGUCGCCAAUCGCGGAGAUUCGUUUCCAUUCUCUCGACCGGCUGGCAUCACAGCUGCUAUCCAGUCUACUGGAUGAAACCAUUCGAGACUGGGACCCGUAUCCGAUCCAAUGUCGCGAUCAGCGUUAGUUAAUAGACUGUAAAUUAGUCGUUAUUGAACCGUUACAAUCAUGGCCCACGCAGACGUCUCUAUGUCCCUAUGCUGUAGCAAAUAUUAUGAUAUUUGAACAGCGAAAACGAGGAUUGGUUAAAAUACAGCUGUAGCUUCAUUAACAUUGAAGACAUUGCUUGCAAGCAAUUGCGUCAGUUAACGCAAUUGCGCGACAUCCGCGCGAGACGUUCAAGUUCGUUAACGACAGAUACAACGCGUCAUUUUGUCGCACCCUCUUGUGCUGCAAUUCUAAUUUCAACAAGAACAUUUGGUACAGAGGUUUAGAGUUAUCAUUGAGGAGAAACUUUACGACUCUCUUUUUGAGAGAAUCUGAACCAAGGUCUUAAGCUGAGUUACAAAGUGUUUGCCCUGCUAAAAAACAUUUACAAGUUUACAGUCAUAACCAGUUUUCUUCGCCACAGACAACUCUUAAGCAACAAUUGUCAUGACAUUCUUGGUCCCGAUUGUGAAACUCAUCAAAGGUGUCGAGUAUACUAUGGCGAAAUACGACUUGCAGCUCUUAUAUACGCCCUAAAAUCUUAGGAAAUCCUAACGUAUACAUCCAUGAAUUAAUAUCCUUAAAAGAUUUAAACUCAAUUAAACUAGGAAGAUGCAACGACGGAAACAAUAUUUCAUUAGCUUUCCUUUCAAUCUUACAUGAUAAUUACUCGCAAUUGCCAGAAUUGCCAAGAGAGACAGAUAAAGUCCAUGGAUGAAACAUGGAGAAAAAAUAUCAUGAUAAAUAAUAAAUUUCAACCCAAAUUUUUCACGAAUUUAAAGGAACUGUUUCAGUAAACGUACAUCUUCAAGUAAUGGCAAAAUGGUCGAUUUAACGAAAUAAGUAGCGCGUUCUUAAUUAUAUCGAAGAACAACAUUGUUAAUGAUAGCAUCGUGUGAUAACAACGACAAUACAAACGCAAGAAAGGAAGUCCUCCCCGGCAAAGAGACACGGAGGAACGUAGAAACGCAGCCUUUAAAGAGCUGAGAGGCGCUCGGGGAGGAACAGGGGGAACAGGUUCCCGGCAUGGUUACCGCGUAUUCACCGAGCUGAAAACCUUGGGCCCCAUCUGGAGCGACAAAGAGAGCAGACUGCUAGCCGAGAGCGAAAACAGAAAAGAGAAAGAGAAAGAGACGGAAAAGGGGGAGAAUAGGGGGACCGAAGCAUAUUUGCUCAUCUCGCUCCAGUCGAGAUGCUGUGGUCGCUUCUCGCGGACACACGAUACAGGUCGAGAAAGCAAAGGUGAGUUCACACGAUGCGUAUACAGGGGCUCACGGACUUAGCAGAAGGACUCUCUCACGCGCGAACCCUAUGGGCCCUUGGUCCUUGAACUCAUCGCGACCGCUGGUCGCGAAAACGGUACCUUUUUAUUGGCAUGCCGCGCCAGCUUGGCAUGCUGUUACCAGCUUCUGCCGAGAUUCCGCGCGAUUUCGCCAGCAAGUAUCUCACUAACGCGGGUUGGAAGCUGCCCCCUUCCAAGAUUCAAAGAGGAACUCGUCGAUACGAAAUGAAGAUACGCACGCAAGAGUGAGAAAACGUCCCAUAAAAGUGGAAAAAGUGCAAACGCAGUAAAGCACUCUCUCUCAAUGCUCUUCUUCUUCCCUUCCUCUCUUUCUUUCUUAGAAUUAAUUUAGAAUUUAUUAACAACGUGACUUUAUCCUAUAAGCAUAUAUUAGAUAGAAAACUAUAACUUUUUUAAAGUAGACAUAAUAACGUUACUUUAAUGCAUAAAAGAGAGGAAGGAGGAGCAACUCGGAAAGGAAACUUCUUCGCGCGAUGAAUUAAUUUGCGCCUUGCUAAAUUUCUCAGCGAUCUCCGGGAAGGAAGCGCAGGAAGACAGAUUAUUUCGGAACGGCAGGAAGUGACUAUCGUGCUAGUGCGGCGAAUGCAACUUUGUCGCAGCUGCAUUUCCACGAUUUAUACUAACAUGUAUCAUUCGCAACAGUUUCACUCGCAUCAAGUAUGCAAAUUUUCCGCCACCAGAUUUAUUUUAACGGUAUUCUUUGUUCGCCGCUGAAAUUUUCACCGCUGUCAAAAUUAAGAUUCAUGCGCAUUCCGGGAUCCGAAAAUGUAUGCUGGAAAAUGCACCACUGAAAUAGACAUUUACAUAAAUCUGUUCGUGAUUUUCAUAAAGUGUAUUUCGAAGCGUAUUCAUACAGGAACAAAUCAUAUAACGAGUUCCUGCAGAAUCUUCGCGUGAAAUAAUAUAUCGAGACCACCCCAUGCUAACCAUGCGCACGGCAAAAAUGCCAACGUGAAAAUUUGGGGAUGCGUCGGAUUUCGCAAAGGUGCGUACAGUGUACGCACCUGGCGCUCCCUCCACGCAGUAGGCAGUACCCUUCUCUCCCCUCCGCCGAGCAAGGCUCCUGAACGCAAGAUGGCGGUAGUGGUGGGGCCCCGAGCGAGACCCUUCGUCAUCCGAGUCAGUUGUUUCGCGGGCCCCGUCAGCGUGUUACGUAGCGUGUAGACUUCCGUGAGGUUUGGGAGGCUCGUGUUCGCGUUUACGAGCGAAAGAGAGGACGCGUUAAGGGAGACCGCUUCGUCCGUUGCGGUUUCACCCCGUUUUUAUCUAUCCAAAUUCCCAAAAUUUCUCCACGCGAACGAGGAAGCGCGAACGAGCGUCGACAAGAAGAAGACGACGAUCGCGAGGUGUGAUCGCUCGAGCAAACCGAUCUCACGGGAGAAAAGACGACUGCCAAUUCCGGAGCGAAUCGGCGCGUCGCUCGUGCGCGCAGCUUCGGGCCCCCGGGGUGCCGGACGCAGGCCCGAAUUCGGACACAGUGCAGUGGUGCUAGUAGUAGUUGCGAGCUGCAACGACGAGUGACAACGACAGAGGCGGUUGCCCCCUCGUUCCCUCUUAGGGUGGAAAAUCAACGUAGCGUCACGCAAGCAGAAGAAGAUUAAACAAAAAUGGCAGUGUUUGGCUUGGUGUCGUCGGUCGCGGGCUUCGUCAAGGUGCGAUACCUGAUCGACAAGGCCGUCAUCGACAAUAUGAUCUUCAGGGCGCACUACAGGAUCACGUCGGCCAUCAUGUUCCUCUGUUGCGUCAUUGUGUCUGCCAAUAACUUGAUAGGUGACCCCAUCAACUGCGUAUCUGAUGGUGCAGUAUCCGGUCAUGUGAUCAACACGUUCUGCUGGAUCACGUACACGUUCACGUUGCCCGAGAAUAACUUGAAGCCUGUGGGAACCCACGUGGCCCACCCGGGCCUAGGUGGUGAUUAUGGCGACAGGAGGUUCCACUCGUACUAUCAGUGGGUGCCGUUCAUGUUGUUCUUCCAAGGUGUGCUAUUCUACAUACCUCACUGGAUGUGGAAACAGUGGGAAGAGGGUAAGAUCAGGAUGAUAUCCGAGGGUAUGAGAGGCGCGACAAUGGAGUCCAAGGCGGAACGUCAGGCCAAGACCGAAAGGCUGGUCCAGUACGUCAUCGAGACUCUGCAUCUGCACAACAGCUACGCCGCUGGAUAUUUCUUCUGCGAGAUCCUCAACUUUAUUAACGUCAUCGGCAACAUAUUCUUCGUGGACACGUUCUUGGGCGGUGCAUUCCUCACGUAUGGCACCGAUGUGCUGAAGUUCUCCAACAUGAAUCAGGAGGAGCGUAGUGACCCGAUGAUCGAGGUAUUCCCACGUGUCACCAAGUGUACUUUCCACAAAUUCGGUGCUUCCGGCACGAUCCAGAAACUGGACGCACUCUGCGUACUUGCGCUCAACAUCCUCAACGAGAAAAUCUAUAUAUUCCUGUGGUUCUGGCUCAUCGUGCUCGCGGUUUUAUCCGGCUUGGCGGUGCUCUACAGUAUGGCGGUGGUAUUGAUGCCCAGUUCGCGCGAGGCCAUCCUCAAGAAGCGCUUCAAGUUCGGUACGCCAACUGCGGUUAGCGCGCUCAUCCGGAAAACUCAGGUUGGCGAUUUCCUGCUGCUUCACCUGCUCGGUCAGAACCUGAACAUCAUGGUGUUCAACGAGGUGCUGGAGGAGCUGUGUCGCCGUCUGCAAUUCGGCAGUAGUAGCGGUGCAUCACCUACGUCUGUGCCAUCGGCGCCUAGCACUCUUGAGAUGCCGAUAUAUCCGGAGAUCGAGAAAUACGUCAAGGACACCGAGAUCUAAGGCACCCGCGUCGACGUUACGCGACUCAUCUUCCCUCCACUGCUCCCUAGUACCCCUUUUUUGUUCGUAUUGUGAUAAUACCGAGGACGGUUUUGUGAUACCGUUGCUUCGGUGCCGAUGAGAUGAGACAGACAGAAAGAGAAAGAAAGAGAGACGGGUUCGUGCCGCGUCGUCGGACAUCUUACCGCUCGUGCGAUCGUAAAAGCGUGCUUGGGAAUUCCGUGGCCUCCAUGUGAUCACGCGACGCUCAUAAAAACGUAAACUCGGACCCGGCGUAAGAAGACUUCAAGACGUCUCUUCUCGUCAACCAUAGCGCUUGUUCAUUACCGCGCACGCGCUCAUAAAGCUGAUCCUUGACAUCCGUUUACAUCUCUUUCGUUACGACGAGACCUGCAAUCGAUUGAAGAGGCGCCAUGCGCGAGAUGAAUCUGCGAAACGGAUACGCAAGUCGGACAACGACGCUCCUCGCUUCGCUGACCGUACUUCCGUUCUGACAUCAUUGUAUGAACCGUUUCUCGCUUCUUCAAGUUUCAUUUGCAUCGCGUUGCACCUGCAAAGUACAUUAUGUGCCGCGACACGAAUUAUCUUGUUCCUUGAGAGACUCCUUCGUUCAAUGUUACCACGAGAUUUUCAUUUGACGCUAUCGUUAACAGUUGCAUAGUUAUGGAAUCUGAAUUUGAACGCGAGACAUGCCGCGAGCAAAUAAUAGCUUCGUCACAUUCUCGUUCUUCAACAAUCGUUAAAAAAUCGUUUGUUUGUCGUCAAGCCAAAGUUGCAACGGGAAUUAACUUCGGCCACUUUAACGUUAUUUUUUACCGAUUGCCAUUACGGAUUUCCAUUAUAUUGCCCAUUUUCUUCUUAGUAUUUCCGCUUGAGCGACGUAGCGCGGACCCGGUAGCGAAGAUCGGAACGAGCGUUGCGUUUCGACAUGCCUCAGUCCGUUCAGCGAUCAGGAAAAGCGAACGAGACACCUUGGUAUUCUGCACCGACUGCAGCGGCACGAACCGAUAUUAGAUUAUCGAAUGUAAUAAUGUAAGCGAUAACACGCGAUGUUUUCGAUAAGAUGUGAUCGCGUGCACGUAUGAUCGCUCAUGUUUCAUUGAGUUGCGACAGGUUCCCAUUCAAUCUUUCAUGAUCGCAUCCGUUUCAUUGCGAAGUAGAGAAAUCACUUUAGUUACGUCAAUCCUUAGUCGAUAAUUACAUAUAUCAUCGCCGAUAUUAUGUGGCGAUCACUUAAGAGUAACGUGAGAUGAUCACACGUGACAAUGCGAAUUGAUAAUUGUUUACGUCACGAACACAACAUUCCUUUCACAUUACCGUAAAUCUUCAAGGAGAGAAAGAAAUACAAGUAUCGAAAGUACUGUAGCUAAUACUGUGGCCGCGAUUUGCGACACGUAGUUCCGCAGAACUGCUUUGCGUUGCCGAGGAAACGUGGCAAUGUUUCACGCGAAACGAACGCUCACAGAAGAUUGUGUUCAGCUAUUCGCCAUAACGUGAGAAAUGCGUAUCAGUAGAUCUCCAUCAAGAUCGACCUUAUCGCGAUCGUGAUAGAGAUCCGAGAAUACGUAGAUCGAAAAUCCUGCUCAAUAAGAAAUCCUUCUCCUGUUAUGCUAUCUGCGAUAUAACGUUCAUUGAUGUUUUUGCGCAAAAAGCACUUGAGGAUUAAUGCGUGAACGAGCGCAGGUGAAUUACGCGUGUCGCAGAUGGAAUACCAUCGCGCGAUUAUCAUGAUGAGGAUAUCGUGAAAGCACCAUGUAUUACUGUACACCAUGUGGAACCAUUAUACUGCCUAGUAGUCUAAUAGACUAGAUAGUACGUUUAAUAGUCCGGCCGGCGGAAGGAGAGAAAACGGACAUCGUCUCAUUCUUUUCCAUUUUCUAUUUUUUUCUUUUUAGAGAUAUUUCUGCGCGAUUGCUGCGAUGAUUGGUGAGUUAAGAAGACAUAUUAGUAAUUUAUAAUAUAGCGUGCGAUUCCUAACGUAACAUACGAGAAGAAAAAGUUCCGCAAGAAACGCAUAAGUGGGGUUCCUCUAUAAUUACAACUCACGGUACUCAUGGUAGGAAGACAGAGAUCCACAUAUAUCAUUCCUAAUGAUUAUCAUUAAGUAGUUCAUUACUCAUUGCAUUAACUCUAAUUAGGACCACGGUGUAAUAUGUUUACGAAAGAACGGUGCACUAUUUCUGAGUAUUACAAUAUGACGCAUUUCUAUAUCUCGUAUAUAUAAUAUAUAAACUUCGCGCGAUUAAUUAUUACGUAUAAUUCACCUUCCCGUUAACAGGGACAAUGGAAACUUUCCCGCGAUGCUCGAACAACGUUCCCUCGUCCUGCGUUCUCUCGUCCGCGAGGACGAUAUGUUGUAUAAGCGCUGCCGCAACAAAUAACUACUAUGUGUAACAGCGAUAGUGUAACGCUACACGAGCUCUUUUCUUUACGGUAUCCGCAACUCAUUAGAUCACGCAUUACCGCGCUCCGAGUGAUAUAUCUUAAAGUAGACGUUUAAGAUGAACGAACGAGAGCGAGAAAGAGAGAGAGAAAGAGAGACAGAGCGAAAGAUCAAUGAUAGAUAUAAUUCGUUGUUCGCAAUGUGCCUUCUAUAUAUAUAUAUUAUAUAUAUAUAUAGGAUAUAGGAAAAAGAAAAAUAUACGUUAGUAUAAGUAUAAGUGUAUUCUUUAGGUGGAGCGACACGCUCCUCUCCUGACUCGCGUUUGACACGAGAGGAAGACUGCCAAUAUGUGCAACGUCGUUAUAGCGAUUAGUGUGCGACAGCGAGAGAAAAAUAAUAGAGAAUAAACGAAAUUCUUUCCAAC